UCUCAACUCCCUGGCUCCGGGUCGUCAGCAGCCGUUUGCAAGGGGCCCAAUUCCUGCACUUUUCCCCCAGAAGCUUUUCAAGAUGUCGGUUCGACGACAAAUUGAUAGGCUGCCCAACGUCGUCAACGACGUGCUAGUCACCACAGCCAAGGCCUUCAAGGCUGCUAGGCGAGAUGGCAAGGCGAACCCCGCUGCCGCGGCGGCGGCGAUAGAGUCGCGCAUUCCAGAUGCGGUCGAGAGGUUCAAUGCCAUCCUGGACGAUGUGGAGAGUGACAUUCUGCUGGCCAAAGCAGUGCUCGAGCGAGACCUCAAGGUUGUUAGGGCGAAACGCCAACAGCCACCACCAGGGCAGAAGGCCGUGGCUCCCCCAGCGCCAAUGGCUGUUGACCUGGAGUCUCCGAAGAUGGCGGCAAAGGAACCUGUCACAGGUUUGCCAGGGCCGCCUCCAUCUGGGACUCCGACAAGCGGAGGCCAGGCCAACAAGCCGGUCGCCCCGUUUCCAAACAUGGGCUUUGAGAGCACGACACCCGAAGCGGCGGGUGUCCCCAGCCCAAAGGCUGUCCCUCAACCGAACAUUUCUAAAAAUUUGGUUCGACCCGGCGGCACCGCACUCGCUGCUGCCGCGGCUGCCAGACCGGCUAGCGCUCCACCGAAGAAGGACGUCAAAGUGUCGCCACCUCAGACGAACCGGCCAGGCGGCGUAGCGACGGCCCCUCAGACUCCUCUUAAUCCCUCAGCACAACAGGUUAAACCGUCGUCCACGCCUGUUGGGCCGAACAGACAAACCCCCAAUUUGACUCCAGGCAACGCUGGAGGCGUGGCUGCCCCGGUGUCAGCUGCCCCAGUGUCAGCUGCCCCAGCGCUAACUGCCCCAGCAUCGACUGCCCCGGCGUCAAGUGCUCCGGCGCCAACUACUCCGGUGCCAACUGCCCCGGCGCCAACUGCCUCGGCGGCCGGAAACGGCAGUCUGUUCACGGACAUGACUUUUUCGGUAGCACCUCCCUUGAAUGACUCGCAACCCCAAAAACCAGCCCCGCAACCGCAAAGGAGGGAAUCACAGCAGCAAUCGGCCCCACCACGGACGGAUGAUGCUAACGCUGGAGCCGAGAGUGUUCCCGCACCGAAGGCGGAGCAGUCCACAGGAGCCCCCGCGGAUGUGGCCAGCACAGACGCUGGGGUUCGGGACGCCAAGAACGCGGAAGACAACAGCAUGGCCAACAUCGAUGACAGUAUCGACGGGCUCUUUGACCUGGGUCCUGGUGGAAUGGACAGCAUGGAUAUGGAAUACGACCUUAGCAAUGGAGACAACAGCAACUUUAACGACAUGUAUUUCGGCACGGGAGAUAACAGUGGCGGUAGCGGCGAAUUCGAUGAUGCCUUCUUCAAUCUCAACGGGUAAUCUAAGGAGACGGACAAUUUGGGGCAGCGGAGUUCCGGAACAUGUAGGGAAAGUUUUUUUUUUUUUUUUUUUUUUCACUUAGAUACCAAGGCUGGCGUCGAGGCGAUUGAAUUCCGACAUUUGUUCGGCGUAUUUCGGUCGAAGUUGGCAGUGGCUUCUCUUCCAUACCUCUCUCUC
This is a messenger RNA of Thermothelomyces thermophilus ATCC 42464, 1576 nucleotides long. RefSeq lists its product as uncharacterized. NCBI's taxonomy places the organism in Eukaryota, Fungi, Ascomycota, Sordariomycetes, Sordariales, Chaetomiaceae. The coding region runs from base 83 to 1399 and encodes 438 amino acids. The record is from RefSeq and is a predicted model, not a curated record. The transcript has 3 exons.